AUGAGGCCCAUGACGAGCCCACUGCUCCUCUCCCCAUCCCCUUGCCGUCUCCUCCGCCGCCUCUUCUCCCGCGCCCCUCGCCGCCGGAACCCUACGACACCGCGGCCCCUCGGCCGCCGCCUCCCAGCCUCCAUGUCCUCCUCCAGCGCCAGGGCCCCCGACUCCGUCGUCGCAGACGCCGACGCGCUCGCUCGCAAGGUCGCCGCCAUCCGCGCCGCCGGCCCAGCUAAGCUGCAGGUGAUUUCCGACUUCGACGGCACGCUCACUCGGUACUGGUACGACGGCUCCCGCGGCCAGAGUAGCCAUGGGCUGCUCAGACAGGGGAAUGAAGAGUUCGACGCCAAGAGGGAGGCGUUGUUCGAGCAUUACCACCCCAUCGAGAUCAACCCCGACAUCCCGCUGCUGGAGAAGGCCAAGCUCAUGGAAGAAUGGUGGGGGAAGACUCAUGGUCUCCUUAUUGAAGGGGGGCUUACACAAAAUGCUAUAAAGAAAUCGGUGGCUGAUGCUGCAAUUGCUUUUCGAGAUGGAGUGGUGGAGCUGUUUGAAUUUUUGGAGGUUUUAUUUCCUUUCUAA
This is a messenger RNA of Triticum turgidum subsp. durum (durum wheat), 573 nucleotides long. The record is from the annotation of a GenBank genome assembly. Lineage: Eukaryota; Viridiplantae; Streptophyta; Magnoliopsida; Poales; Poaceae.